UUCUCUCCAACCAGCCCCCCUCGUCGAGCCACCCGAGUCCCUUGAACUUUCCCUGGGAGACUCUCGCACCAAGCACUAGCGCCCGGAAAGCGGCACCCCGGAGCCUGCUCAGCAGCAGCCUCCCGCCCACGCUCCCUCAGCCAUUCACCCCCCACGCCCUCUCUCCAGACAGUCACACAGCCCACGGCGUCCCGCCAUCUCACUACAGCCCCCCCACCCCAGAGCCGCCCCCUCAGCCCUCCUCUCCCCGCCCGCCUCCCCCCCCCCGAGCACUCUCCCCCCACCAUUAUCCCAGCCCCCCAAACACCCCCCCCGCCCGCUUCCCCCCAGCGCAAACUCCCUCUGCCCGCCCCCAGCCACACCGCUCCUCUCCGCACACGCGACCACCGAGAGCCGCAGCAGCUUGGGGCUGGCCAAAGCCCGCCCGCCGCCGGAUGCUCCGCUUGCCCGGCUGGCGCUGAGCUCUGCCGGCUCCUGCCCGCCACAAAGGAGGGAAGAAUCCCGAGGAAGCGACGCGACUCCCGCGGGGAAGGAGCCGGGCAGCGGGUCUGUCCGGAUGCGGUGAGCGCCGCGUCGCCUCCUGUGCUGCCUUAGCGGAAGGAAGGAGAGAGAGAGAAGCAGGGAUCGGGCACCAUGGGCUGCUGCACCGGGCGCUGCACGCUGAUCUUCCUCUGCGCGCUGCAGCUGCUGGCUGCAUUAGAGAGGCAGAUCUUUGACUUUCUUGGCUUCCAGUGGGCUCCUAUUCUUGGCAAUUUUCUACAAAUAAUAAUUGUCAUAUUGGGUUUGUUUGGAACCAUCCAAUUUAGGCCUCGAUACAUAGUUGUGUACACGGUGUGGACUGCUCUCUGGGUCACCUGGAAUGUUUUCAUUAUCUGCUUCUAUUUGGAAGUAGGCGGGCUUUCUAAGGAAACUGAUCUCAUGACCUUUAACAUUUCAAUGCACCGUUCCUGGUGGCGAGAGCAUGGGCCAGGCUGCAUACGGAGAGUGGUGCGCCCUUCAGCCCCUGGGAUCCUAGACGAUUACUCUUAUGUCUCUGUGACGGGCUGCAUCAUUGACUUCCAGUAUCUCGAGGUCAUUCACAGCGCCAUCCAAAUAUUACUGUCUUUGAUUGGUUUUGUGUAUGCCUGUUACGUGAUCAGUGUUUUCAUGGAAGAAGAGGACAGCUUUGAUUUCAUAGGUGGACUUGACACAUACUGCUAUCGGCAACCCCCCCUGGAACAUGUUGAGUUAAAGCCUGUAAAGCCUGUGAAUGUACUUUGUCUGAGUACUGAAUAAAAGGUCGAACUAAGUAAUGAACAUUGACUCAGCACUGCUGCUGUUGCUGAAGAAGCAGCCUUCAGAAGAAAAGACCAACGUUGUGAACCGUUGUCACAGAAGUGACACGUCCUAUAUUUCUCACCGAGUGUGUGGAUUGCUCUUCCCACAUGGGACUGAAUCCUUCAGUCACAGCCUCAGUAUCAUUAUCAUCAUCGCCAUUAGAUGGAUACUUGUAGAUGAUCUUGGAUUUUUUAAAUUAUUUACUUAUAUGGACACUUGUAAAUUGUAAAUUGUUUUUUUUUUUUAAUUUUGUUUUUUACAAUACCUAGUGUUAAGGCAUGAAAACAAAUCAACCUGUGAAAAUUAUGAGAGAAGAAUGUGUGUUUCUCAAGAAACUCAGUAGUUCUGGACUGAUACAGUCAUACUGUGCCUGGCAAAGAUAGUGUUGGAAAAUGAUAAUAUGACUCCAGAAUACAUGUCAGGGAUCAGACACCUAUAGUGUAAUAUGGACUGGCUUCAAUAAUGUAUCAGACAUUCACAAAGACUGCACCUAAUGUUGGUUAAGCUACUGUAUGUUGUAGAAACUGAUAAAUAAUUCUUCUUUUCCAGAUGUCCUAAUUACCAACGUGCUUGUCUAAAUAUUCUAAUUCAUAUAUGGUUUCUUCUCCCUCUUUUUGUCUCCUCCCCUGCACCCACAAACAGUAGUUGUCUGUGAGUUGAAGAGAAGUGAAAUGGAUGUUCUCUGUUGCUGUCAGUCUCCAAGAACCCUUAAACGCAGGGCUCUAUUAGAUGUCUGUAAUUUGCACAUUUUUUUUACUCUUUUCCCCUCUUCCCAGGAAGAAGCCAAGCAUGAAUGUACAAUAUAGGCACCGUCUACAGCCUUAGGAGUCUCUGGGGUGAAUUUUGUUCUUAAUUUAAAAGUAAACGAGAAGAUCUGGAUAUGAAAAUGUGUAUAAAAGUUUGUAAAGUUUUCUGUAAAUACUUAUAGAAAAAGGACAUGUAUGUAACUGUGCGGCAUUUUGUUUUAUAUUCAGUCACCACCAGUAUAAAAAGAAAAGUCAUCCACAAAAGCUAUUUUCUGUGGGGAGUUCGCAGUCUUUCUAACAAGACGUUUUUCAUAAUUUCUUUUUUAUGAAUUACUAUUUCAAAUAUUGCACAUGAUACAAGCCCAAGAGAAUGAAGUCUUCUGUCUCUUCAUGGAACCAGUACUCCCUCGGCAGCAGCAUCACAAGCUUCCUCAGAAAGGUCUGCCAAUCAGAAGAAAAACCUGUAGGGCUGUGAGAGUACUUCCAUCUUUGUGCUUACUAAGUUUGUUACUUCUUUGAUGAAACUGUCAGAAGAGAUGGUAUUUGUGAUGUGCACACCUGCACGUGUCCAUUAGGAACUGGACUGAGGCCACCAAGUUCUUUCAUAUAAGCCACAAAGAGUCUUUAGAUGCUAAUGACUUCUGGUCCAUCAUCAAUGGGCUGAGGCAUACAGUACAUCAACUAAUUGUCUUCUGUGAAGCUUACUUCACUUGCAUUUUCUGUUAUUGACAGAUUACAACUAGACUAAGGCUUGCCUUGGUUCUUUACAUUGGAAAUUAUAUUUGUGCUAUUUACCAACAAGAACCUAAUCAAAAAGUCAGCAAACACAAUGCUGUCCAUCAUUUUUAGAUUGUUGAGAACAGAGGGUCUUGUGGUGCUUGCCCCUUUUUCACAUUCAGCUCAACCAAAGACCACACCGUCUUUUGUGAAGAAAUAGAUCUUGCCGUAAUUUCACGUAGGCCACUUUUUCCAGGAAACUAUGUAUGAAACAACUGCCAAGCCAAUAACAAGCAAGUAUGACAAUGCAAUAAAAUCACUUGUCAGUAUUUUCUAUGACUAGGUAGUACAGGACAAUAUGCACCGCUAGAAGUCAAACAGUGCCAAAAAAGGGGAUACUUUGUGCAAAAGAUAAUACCACACUUCUCUGAGUCUCUGUGUUCCUCUGUUGUUCCCUGCUGCACCCUUAUGCCAGAUAUUUGGUCUGCCCUGUCUUGAAGUCCUAGUCUUCUGAGAAUGUCAAAAAUGGGUAUUUUGUCAAAAAACUAAUAUGAGAACAGUCAUUUUUGAGAUACCACAGCUGGACCUCAGAAGAUCAAACUGCAGAACAGUUAAUAUUUGUAAAUCACUUAUAUUUGAAAAAAAAAUGCCCCUCUGUAGGUUUUAUUUUUUUAGUGUGUAGUCGUGCACAUGAUUUAGUUUCUUAUACAUACAGCCUUACAUAACAACCUAUAAGAAUAUGAUACAGCUAACAGAUGCCUACAGCUUUCUCUUAUCUAUGUCAGUGCAUUUCAGAGUCGAGGGUUUUUUUGAAAAGUUUUGUUAAAACUUGUUUAUGUGCCUGAAAACUCCACUUUUCCCUGCUCCACAUAUAUAGGGGUGUUCAGCACAUAUUCCAGCAGUUCCUCCCUGCUGCCGGAGCCUUUGCCCGUGCCAGGGAGCAGUGGGAACUGCUUUUCACUGCGGUGUUUAGCUACACAUAUCCAACAGGCCACCAGCAGUGUAGUCAAGGCCACACCUUUGACUGCAGUGUAGACAUACCCUCCAAUUGCUACAUUUAUCUCCUACCGUAAGUGAAGGGAAAAGCUGGUCAUCUCAAAUACCAACAGUAGCAAACUCUGACUUUUUAAUGGCAAGCACUGUGUGCUUCUCUGAGCCAGGCUGUUUAAUUUCCUUUCACUUUAGAUUUAUCUGAUUUAAAAAAACCAACCCAGCAAUCUAUCAAGGUCCCAUAACAGUGUUUGACAGUGGCAAACAAAAAUUGACAUCCCAAACUAAUUGGCUUGCCUCCUUCUAGAAUCAGUCUCAUUUAGUUUAAUUAUAAUAAAUUACAAGCUGGGAGCUGUUUUGUGCAGUGAAUAAGUUUUCUUCCAACACAGUAAAACACUCUAUUUAUAUACCCCGUUUCUACAUACCUUCUUUGAGAAACCACUUUAGCUCUUAUCCAGCAUAUAAAACCUUUGGCCAGAAACCACUUGUUUAAAAGUCUUCACUCCAGAUGGUUUGCAGUGUUUUUAUAAUUGUCAUAGUCCCAAAAUAUUAGAAAGGCAAGGUGGACAAGGUAAUAUCUUUUAUUGGCCCAACUUUUGUUGGUGAAGAAGAGCUCUGUGUAGCUCAAAAGCUUGUCUCUUUCACCAAGAGAAGUUGGUCCAGUGGAAGAUGCUACCUCACCCACAUUGUCUCCAGACCCUCAUUCAUCAUUUACAUAUUUGGGGUGAGACCCUGCAAAGUUCUCAGCACUCUCAAAUCUCAGUGAAGUCAAUGGAAGUUAAUGGCAGUCAGCCAUUCAUGUCUUCCUUGUGCAUGUCUUUGCCAUAAUUUACUGCCUGGUGGCAAACCUUUUUAUCUACCUUAAUAAUACUAAUUAGUACUUAUUUGCAGAUAAACUCCAAUUAUCAAUAACUUAAAAAUUUUGAAAGACCUAAAAUUCAGAAAUAUCUCCUGGAAUCAGAAUUUUGUUUUUCCAAAAUUCUGAUCUUCUGAUAUAUCCCCCCAUAGUAUAUUAAUCAUUGUAGCGCUGUGAAUUCCCAAGUGUAGCCAAGGCCAGAGUGAGACAGAUAGGGGGGUAACAGAAAGCAAAGCAUCUGGGCUGGAAAAAACAGUAAUAAAGGAUCAAAUUAAUCUCAGGUGUAACUCCAGUGAAGUCACAGGGGUUAUAAAGGGAUGAAUUUGGCCCCGGGCAUCUUGUGCGCCUUCUAACUGCAUAGAUAUUUGUAUUGAUUGUUAUUUGACAGCCUUUUCUAAGGUGUGCUCUUUACCUCACUGUUUGGCUGACUGUUUACAUUUGUACUUCUCACUGUAAUUUCUGUUUCUUGCAUGUCCAUUAUGUGUAAUGUUUAUGUUUAUGAGGCUCUUUAUUUUUAAACAAAUGAAACAUCUGGAUCUAAUCCAUACUCCCCAACUUUCACUUGCAUCUGCUCAUCAGUUCCGCUUAGCAUGACAGGAGAGCAUGUGAAGUGCUUCCUUGUUGUAGGCCUUCAGGGAAUAAUUGCCAUUGCAUGUCUGUUGCCAUUCAAGACUAGCACCAUAAUUGGGAGCUAGUACCUCUAAAUAACAGCGAUGGCCCAAACACUGCUGAGAAGCCACUGAUGUUCUCACUGUAUUGCUGGCGCCACAAAGAAUUAUUGAACAGUGUAACUGACGUCACAAUGCAUGAGCUGUUUUUCCACAGUUCCCUAGUUACUUAAUUCCAAUUGUACAAAGGCAUGUUUUUGGACACAUGUAGCCCAGGCUAAACCCACUGAAGUUGUUAGAGUUACACCUGAGAUUAAUUUGGCCCAAAGACACUACCAUUAACCUAUUCCCAGUUGUUACAGGGAACUAGUGUACCCAAUCAAUUCAUGUGGUAUCAUGUUGAUGGAGGGGUGACAGCAUUUGCUAGCAUGUGACAUGUUUGAAGUGAAAAGCAUGUUAUAUUGUUAAGCCAAUCGCUUCAUAUGGGGAAUAAAUCAGUGGAAAUGUUGGCUCAUCAUUAAGUUAAAAAAGGAUAUAUUUUGCUUACUGCUACAGAGUGAUUACAUGAAAUCGCCCGUGCUGCAGUAUCUGUAGCCAAAACCAAUGCACUGCAGUGAAGAAUUCAGUCCUGUGUGCUGGGGCAAAUUCAGCCAACAAAUCAUUUAAGCAACCACAUUAUGAUAUUAGUAACUCAUGCUAAAAACUUAGGUGCAUUUAUACCAUCUGUACACUCCCCUGAUCCUCCGGUCUACCAGAGCCCCCAGCAUAAAUCAGAGCAGACUCAGUUGCCCUAAGAGUUUAGACCUGAAAGAGAUGAAAUCUGUGGAGUGUAGAUGGACCCUAUGUCAGUGGGCACAGGAGGGUCUGGCUCAGGAUUCUUCUGCACAGAGGGAAUCCUCAGCUGAUGCUUUGAGGGAGCUUUAAUUUCCCCUUGCACCACUCUGGUAUGGUAUGCUCCAGCAGUGCAAAGGGGACUUAAAAAGGGAUGAGGACCUGGCCCAAUGUACCGGUGACCAGUAAAAUGACACGCAUGGCUUAGUGUAGUCCAUUGGUUUCUAGAUCUAGCAUCCAUCACCAGUGAGUAACCUACACUUACAGGAUAUCCUUGAAUGCUGAAUUUUAUGUUUGGCGUCUCUGAGAUCCAGGCCUUGUUUAUUCCAGCUAGCCAAAGGCGUAAGCUGCUCUCAGGAAAUGAGUUUCUGACACAUGAUGGUAAAAUAUAAAUUUGAUGUUCCAGCUCAAGUUGUCCCUGUUCUGGUUAAACCCCACUUCAAUCCCAUUUUUAAUCUCACCAGAUAGGAGCCUGCUGCAUAAGAUUGUUUGCUGCAGUUAAAAAAAUACACACACAAAACUGAAUCUUUCAAAUUGUUGUUAAUUAUGGUGUGUGUUUGUGUGUGUGUUUUUAACACGGCCUUGGUCCAAGAAUUUCAGUGGCCAAGUAAUGACUAUAAAUUAUAAUAUGGAAAGGUGUAUGAGCGACAGAACAACGGUUUGCUUGCUGUUACACUGUACUAACUGUGCCAUCUCAUGGCUAAUACCAGAAGUACCUACAGCACUGUGUAUGUAUAUAAUGCAGACAGGGUUCUGUCAGUUCAUAACACACGGUGGAAGCUUUUGUUCUUGCACUGCCUGCUUAAGGCAGAAAUACAACAAAAUGUGUAUUGCUCAUUUUGACAAUGGAACUUGUUGAGUUUUAUAGUAAAUAUAUUGUCAAUGUGAUGUUUUAUUCCAGUCUGAAUUUAUACUGUCCCAUAAAAAUAUUCACUGUGGAGUACA
Chrysemys picta bellii (western painted turtle) is the source of this 7010-nucleotide messenger RNA. RefSeq names its product sodium/potassium transporting ATPase interacting 3 (gene NKAIN3). Gene Ontology annotation, biological process: regulation of sodium ion transport. Lineage: Eukaryota; Metazoa; Chordata; Testudines; Emydidae. The record is from RefSeq and is a predicted model, not a curated record.